This is a messenger RNA of Hippocampus zosterae (dwarf seahorse), 2073 nucleotides long. RefSeq names its product coiled-coil domain-containing protein 13-like. Gene Ontology annotation, cellular component: centriolar satellite. Bases 314 to 1672 code for a protein of 452 amino acids. The transcript is spliced from 9 exons. The record is from RefSeq and is a predicted model, not a curated record. Gene Ontology annotation, biological process: cytoplasmic microtubule organization; non-motile cilium assembly. NCBI's taxonomy places the organism in Eukaryota, Metazoa, Chordata, Actinopteri, Syngnathiformes, Syngnathidae.
AUUGAGGAAAUUACGUAAUAAAAACUGCCGCAGCUGCCAUUUGGAUGACUAGCGCCCUAGACUUUUACACCCACAUAGCAAGUCGACUGGGUUUCAAAAAAGUAAAUUAUUACAUAAAAGUUUGCAAAGUCGGUCUUAGCAACACGGGUUGGCUAAAGCGUGGUCCAGCUCUUCGUUCUCGCGAGAUCUCGUCAAGUCAGCGUCGUUGCCAUGGAUGCUGAAGUCGCGGUCCAGGCGAUCCUUUGGGGAAUCUUCUUUUCGACAAAGCCAUGCAAAAUAGCCUCUGUCGUAAAGGAAGGCGAUAUUUAAUCUAAUGGAAGAAGCAUCACAGAUGGACUAUAGCAAUGGAGUGAACAAUCUUGAGCCUCAGGAAAAUGUAAAAGAGCAAGUGGACAAGAUGAAAGCCAAGGAUACAUUUCUCAAUGAGCAUAUGGACUUAGUGAGCCAAAACAUUUCAGGAGACACCAUUCUAGACAGACUUGAACGGGAUGAACGUCAGCGUUUGUUGGACCAGCUGAGGGAGCUGACGGAUGUCAAUGGUCGCCUCUUCAAAUUGCUGAGUGAAAAAGAAUUUGAGUACAAACACAUGAAGAAGAAAUGGGAAAAAGAGAAGGUCUUUCUCAUGGCUGGUGUGUCCGGCAUGACAGGUGAUGCAGCUGCCGUCAAGAUUGUGGAGUUGUCCAAAAAGAACCGAGAACUGACUGCUGAAGUGGAACGAGAGAGGACAAAAUGCAAACAAAACAGCAAUAGAAUCAAAGUGCUCGAGAAGGAUGUGAGUCUUCUGUAUGGUUUCAUGUCGUCGCAGCGUCUGAAUAGUCAUUCAUUUCCGUUUUUCUUACUACAGCUACAGGCUGCUGUGUGCUCAGCUCCAGGACAAGAGACUGACGCCAAUUGCCAGAAGCAAAGCUCAUCUCAAGACACUGAGGACGACCCAGUGGUGAAGUCCCUGAAGGAUAAAUUAUCUGCUGCCCAGCUCAAAGUCACAGAGCAUCGCAACCAAGUUCAGUUUCUUAAGCAGGAGCUAAAAAUGGCUCACAAGGUUCUGAUAAAUGAGGUCGGGGAAGACGUCAACGUUUCACAGCUACUGAGUUGUGCAGGAAGCUUUAGAGGACGUGCACAGCAGAUACUGGCUCUUCAGUCAAGGGUGCGGGACCUGGAGCAGCAGCUGAGAUCACCUCCAUUGAGCAUGUUGAACAUGGACGAAGAACGACUAUCGGGCAUUUUUCUUAAAAGCCGGGGCCGUUACAUCGGCUACAGCCGCAACGCUGAGAAGGAAAAGAGAGAGGCCUUUCAGAGGCUCUCGGACAGCUAUGAAUCCUUGCAGCGAGACCGCGACCAGGUGAGGAAAGAGCUGGAUGCUUCCAAAGCAAGGAACAAAUGUCUGUCUGCUGACAUAAAAACCCUGAAAGCUCAGAUUUCAUCUAUGCUGCUGAAGAGCAAACACGACGACGAGCUUGUGGACGCUAUAUUGAAGGAGAAGAGUCGCUUGCUGGAACUGCUGAACCACCUCACCAGGCAGAGUACACCGAGCCAAUCCAGCUCGAGAUCAUCGCUCAGCAGCGAGCUCUCCACGCAGAAGAUGCUCAUCCAGAACUUGUACCAAGUGGUCGCUGACAAAGAAGACACCAUUAAACAAUUAGAGGAUAAAAUUAAGCAGCUUUCCAGUCAGUGACAACUGCUGACAAAUCAAAUCGGAUGAUCUGUCAAAAUAGUGAUUAAGAAAAAGGUGAUUUCAAAAGAAUCCCAUUGUUAUACUCGAUUGUAAACUUUUCAAAAAUAUUCUAAACGACGUAAAAUGAGAUGCUAAUGUAGGACUGCAUUUCUAUAUGUUAAUAUGAAUAACUUUAAACAAUGAUGUAAAACAAUGCUUUAUCAUGUGUCAAGAAGCUGAUUUUUUCCCUUCUAAUUACUUAAAAAAUACAGACUACUGACAAUACUGUACUGUAUGCGUUUUGGUAGUUGAGAAUGCAAAUUGAAAAUAAAACAGUGAGCAGUGGUUCCCAACCACUUUGCCAUGGCACAUGAGUGUGGUGUGGAAAGUCAUCCAAUUUCACUUUCUAUGGCUCAAAUAUA